Molecule: messenger RNA, 642 nt
Organism: Aspergillus puulaauensis
Lineage: Eukaryota; Fungi; Ascomycota; Eurotiomycetes; Eurotiales; Aspergillaceae
Exons: 3
Coding region: 1-642 (213 amino acids)
Source: RefSeq, a predicted model, not a curated record
AUGGGUACCGACAUUGUGCAGAGGUAUGGUCCCGGAAUGUCCUUCUAUCGCUCGCAGAUUAAGCCGAGUCGACCAAAGAUAAGACUAGAAGAUGCUGCCCUCAAGGAGUAUUGUGCGGCUUUGAGAGAAUUAACGAUCACGAAUAAACUGCUCGAAAAAAAGGUGAAGCAACUUUGCUCAGAGAGUGUUCAACUCAACCUUGAUGUAGCGAUUGCCAAGCAGUACAUGAGUACUUUCCACGGGGAACUUCUUGUGACAUGGCAGGCAGACACCCUCGCCCGACUAAUUGAAGUUAUCUACGAGAGACACGGUUGGAGAAUGCCUGGGGAAAUCCUCGUCGGUGACCACGAUAACCUGGAUCGAGAUACGCUUUCGAAGGUAUAUGUGAUGGCAGCAAAGAAAAUCAAGAAGGAGACUGUCACAAAAAAAGCAGUUGGCCUCUCAGAGCCGUACUAUCUUGCUCUGCAGCGGUUCGAGAAGGUUGUGCAUCUGCGUAGCACGGGUUCCUUUCGGACAGAAUCCAAUUUUGCCCGGUGGCUGAUGUCGGAAAAGUCAAACCGACCAGGGAUGUACCGUUUCUGGGCGAAGCUGUUUCCUGUGUGCUAUAGUCGGACCAUCCAGGAGAGCUCUGGCAUGCUCUGA